Molecule: messenger RNA, 752 nt
Organism: Mauremys reevesii (Reeves's turtle)
Lineage: Eukaryota; Metazoa; Chordata; Testudines; Geoemydidae
Product: maestro heat-like repeat-containing protein family member 2A
Exons: 7
Coding region: 2-619 (205 amino acids)
Cellular component (GO): cytoplasm
Source: RefSeq, a predicted model, not a curated record
GAUGCGGGAGCUCCAGAAACACCUGAGGCCCUUUGUGCUGCCAGCGGAGUUCACCCUCCUCACCCUGGGCAAGGCCAUGGCGGCCAGCGUGUACAGGUGCGUCCCUUUCCUGGGCAUCACCCUGACCACCAUGCAGACCGUGAUGCGAGGGAUAGAUGACAGCAGGAGACGAGGGGCCUUCUGCACCGCCCUGGAGUGCACGUGUGGGGCAAUCAGCACUUACCUGAGGAGCUGGGAGAGGAGCACCUAUCCACAAAUCACGCUCCAGCGCUUCUCUGCACACCUGCUCCCCACGUACCGGUACCUCCUCAGCGCCUGGCUGCCCAGCGAGGACACAGAGGUCAAACUGGCUGUCCUCAAGGCCCUGGGGCCAGUGCUGAACAUCCUGCUGCCCAGGAAGGAGCUGCAAAACCAGAUCUAUGGGGACAUCCCCCUGCUCCUGGCUCUGUACGGGAAGAACAUCGAGGCCUUUUACAUCACCAAGGUUCUGGGACAGAUCUUGCAGGCCUCUUCCUCCAAGAACCCGAUCCCAGAGGUGUAUGUGGCGGCCAUCUCCCACACGCUGAGCUACCAGUUCCGGGGCUGGCCAGCCAGAAACACCUGUGCAUCAAAUCAGUGAAAUCAGUUCUUACUGACGGGAGUCCCAAGGGGGACAUCACAGCCUACAUCAUGGUCCAACUAUUUAACAUCAGGGUCUUGGGCCAGGUGCCGGACGCCCUGCAGGGGCUGUGCUCCAUGGGGCAGCCUUGAAG